GCCGCCACCAUGUGGCAUGAGGCCCGGAAACACGAACGGAAGCUUCGGGGCAUGAUGGUGGAUUACAAGAAGCGUGCCGAGCGUCGAAGAGAGUACUACGAAAAGAUUAAGAAGGACCCUGCCCAGUUCCUGCAGGUGCAUGGCCGGGCCUGUAAGGUGCAUCUAGAUUCAGCAGUGGCCCUGGCUGCUGAGAGCCCCGUCAACAUGAUGCCAUGGCAGGGAGACACCAACACCAUGAUCGAUCGGUUUGAUGUGCGGGCCCACCUGGAUUACAUCCCCGAGUACACCCCGCCGCUGCUGACCACCAUCUCUCCGGAGCAGGAGUCCGAUGAACGCAAGUGCAACUACGAGCGCUACCGAGGCCUGGUGCAGAAUGACUUUGCUGGCAUCUCGGAGGAGCAGUGUCUCUACCAGAUCUACAUUGACGAGCUCUAUGGGGGCCUGCAGAAACCCAACGAGGAGGAGAAGAAGAAGCUGGCGGAGAAGAAGGCGUCCAUCGGCUACACUUAUGAGGACAGCACUGUGGCGGAGGUGGAGAAGGCCCUGGAGAAGCCUGAGGAUGAGGAGUCGCCCGGGGAGGAGGAGAGCAACUCAGAUGAAGAUGAGGUCAUCCCUGACAUCGAUGUGGAAGUGGAUGUGGACGAACUAAACCAAGAACAGGUGGCCGACCUGAACAAGCAGGCCACGACGUACGGCAUGGCGGACGGGGACUUUGUGAGGAUGCUGCGAAAGGACAAAGAGGAGGCUGAGGCCAUUAAACAUGCGAAAGCCCUGGAGGAGGAGAAGGCCAUGUAUUCGGGCCGCAGAUCCCGACGACAAAGGAGGGAAUUCCGGGAAAAGAGGCUGAAGGGCCGGAAGAUCAGCCCCCCAAGCUAUGCCCGCAGAGACAGCCCCACCUAUGACCCGUACAAGAGGUCACCUUCUGAGUCCAGCUCAGAAUCACGGUCGCGCUCCCGGUCACCGACACCAGGCCGGGAGGAGAAGAUCACCUUUAUCACGAGCUUCGGGGGCAGUGAUGAGGAGGCGGCGGCGGCGGCAGCUGCUGCGGGCGCAGGGGCGGCUCCGGGGAAGCCUCGGGCUGGCCAGCCCCCGACGGCCCCGCAGCCGGGCAGUGGCCCCGCGCCAGGUCGGAACGCCGGCUCCCGUCGCCGCUCCAGCUCCUCUUCCUCCAGCACCUCCAGCACCCCUACGUCUAGCUCCCGGUCGAGUUCCCGCUCUCGCAGGGGGGGCCACUAUCGGCCGGGCCGACACAUGCGCUCCCGCUCCCGAUCGUGCUCUCGGCGCUACUCACGCUCCCGGAGUCGGGGCCGGCGUCACUCUGGAGGCGGCUCCCGAGACGGGCGCCGCUACUCGCGCUCACCCACCCGACGUGGCUACGGGGCCCGGCGACGAUCCAGGAGCCGCUCUCGGUCAGGGGAGCGGUACCGCCGAGGGGGCCGGGCCCCACGGCACCGGAGCAGCAGCCGCAGUAGCUGGUCACCCAGCUUGUCCCGCAGCAGAAGUCGAAGCCACAGCCGUAGCCGCACCCACUCCCCAUCUCCCCUGAGGGAGAAGCUGACGAGGCCGGCGGCAUCCCCGGCCGUGGGGGAGAAGUUGAAAAAGGCCGACACAGCUUCGGGUAAAGAGACAGGAGCUGCCAAACCCAAACUGACUCCCCAAGAGAAGCUAAAACUGAGGAUGCAGAAGGCCCUCAACAGACAGUUCAAGGCGGAUAAGAAGGCAGCUCAGGAGAAGAUGAUUCAGCAGGAGCAUGAGCGGCAGGAGCGAGAGGAUGAACUCCGUGCCAUGGCCCGCAAGAUCCGAAUGAAGGAGCGGGAACGGAGAGAGAAGGAGAGAGAAGAAUGGGAGCGUCAGUACAGCCGACAGAGCCGGUCCCCGUCCCCCCGAUACAGUCGUGAAUACAGCUCUUCCCGGAGGCGCUCACGGUCCCGGUCUCGAAGCCCUCAUUACCGCCACUAGUUGGGGAUGGGAGGGGUUGGGGGAGGGGCUGGAGCCCCUGUUGGGGGUCGGUGCUGCUGGUUUUACCACUUGUUUGUGGAAUAAAUUAG
Gracilinanus agilis (Agile Gracile Mouse Opossum) is the source of this 2048-nucleotide messenger RNA. RefSeq names its product CLK4 associating serine/arginine rich protein (gene CLASRP). The record is from RefSeq and is a predicted model, not a curated record. Bases 10 to 1959 code for a protein of 649 amino acids. Lineage: Eukaryota; Metazoa; Chordata; Mammalia; Didelphimorphia; Didelphidae. The transcript is spliced from 20 exons.